This is a messenger RNA of Penicillium nucicola, 3054 nucleotides long. RefSeq names its product WD repeat protein. The coding region runs from base 1 to 3054 and encodes 1017 amino acids. Gene Ontology annotation, molecular function: ubiquitin binding. Lineage: Eukaryota; Fungi; Ascomycota; Eurotiomycetes; Eurotiales; Aspergillaceae. Gene Ontology annotation, biological process: protein deubiquitination; double-strand break repair via homologous recombination. The record is from RefSeq and is a predicted model, not a curated record. The transcript has 8 exons.
AUGGCACGCAAACUAAGCCACCAGAGAGUCACCUAUGUACUCCCUCUCCCGGAUGCCCCAGGCGGGCAUCGGCUGGGGGUCAAUGGCCUGACCGUUGACCGUCAGAACUCCAUCUUGUACUCCGCGGGCCGCGACGGCGUCAUCUGCUCGUGGGAUCUCGAUUUCCCCUGCCCUCCCUCGUUUGCGCCGGACCCUGCGACCUCGAGCCGGAAGCCCGGCCUGACGGGCUUCAAGACGCAGGUGCAGGCUCACAGCCACUGGAUCAACGAUAUCGUCUUGGCGGAGGAUAACUCCGCGCUCGUUUCCGCUUCGUCCGACACAACCGUACGACUCUGGCGCCCGCACUCUGAAUCCACCGAUGUCCCCGAGCGCAUCGGUAAACAUACUGAUUAUGUUAAGGCCCUGGCGAGCCCUGGUGGUCAUGCCACUUGGGUCGCAUCCGGUGGCUUGGAUCAUAAACUCUAUCUAUGGGAUUUGAAUGGCUGCGGAGAAAUACUGAAUAUUGAUGCUGGCGGCGAUGAUGCUACCGAGAAGGGCUCUGUCUACGCUCUUGGGGCUGUGUCGUCGGUUCUUGCUAGUGGUGGUCCGGAGAAUGUCGUCCGGGUCUGGGAUCCUAGGUCUGGCAAGUUGGUCACCAAGUUUGUUGGACAUACGGAUAACAUCCGUGAUAUUAUGGUCAAUCAAUCCGGUGAUACGAUCAUGACCGCUUCGUCGGAUCAAACGAUUAAGAUUUGGUCCCUUACAGCGGGACGAUGCAUGAAUACCCUGACCAUGCACAACGACAGCGUAUGGUCUCUCUACUCCGACCACCCCGAUCUCUCAGUAUUCUACUCCAGCGACCGGUCCGGCUUGGUGGCCAAGACUGAUACUCGGGGCUCUCCCGAUCCCGAGCAAGGCACCUGUGUCGCGGCACUACAAGAACAUGAAGGUGUUGUCAAGGUCGUUGCAGCGGGCGACUACAUCUGGACUGCAACUCCCAAAUCGAGCAUCAAUCGCUGGAGAGAUGUUGAUACGACACUUGAUAUCGAGCCACCGCCUGAUCCUGCCCCUACUAUUGAAUCCACUGCGGAGCCUGCCAAAAAGGCCGAAGAUGGUCCCAAGAGAAUUCCAUUCAAUGCUGCUCUUCAACUAUCGGCUACGUCAACACUUCUAAGUAGCUCGACUCCUAAUGGAAGUACCCCAGAGCCAAAUUUGGAGGCGGUUGAUCUAAGAAACCCGGUUCAUUCGCUACCAGAGGAAACAAUCGAGGGCCAGCAUGGUUUAAUCAAGUGUCUUAUGCUGAACGACCGCAUGCAUACACUCACUCAGGAUUCUGCUGGAGAAGUUGUGCUUUGGGAUCUGUUAAAGUGUGUUCCAAUCAAGGAAUUCGGCAAACGUCAUAUUGAUGAUGUUGCCUCAGAAGUCAACACCACUGAUAGUAUUGCACAUUGGUGUGCAAUCGAUGUACGCACUGGUCGACUAUCGGUCAUCCUGGAACCCAAUCGUUGCUUUGAUGCAGAGGUCUAUGCCGAUUGCGCCGACUUGGCGCCAUCAGAUAUAACCGAGUUUAGAGAUGAUCAGCGAAUCAAUCUUGGUAAAUGGAUCUUGCGCUGGCUCUUUGCUCCGGUGGUGGAUGAGGAAAUACGCAGAGAUAACGAAUAUCGUCAAGCUGCUAUUGCCAAGGCAGAAGAGAUUGUUCGUCAGAACACUGUAAGCUCGUCAGUUCCGGCAGAUGAUAUCCCGCGGAGCGCUGGCAUCCCCAUUUCUAACCCCCAUCCGACAUGGAACUUGCGCUCUGGCCCAGAUUACCCUGCCAGUCCCAGUACCGGGUUCGGCAUCAAUUCUGGCACACCAACGUCAAACUACUUGAGCACUUCCAUGCAGAGCAAUUCUCCAUUCCCCAUGUUUGAACCAGAUACGCCUGAACCUAUGGCACCCACACAGUCACAUCUCGAUGGCGGGCCAUCCUCCUUCUCGGAUCGGAGUGAUUACUUCUCAAAUAGACCCACGCUGCUGACCGAAACUUCUGUUAUGUCACCAUUGCAGUCGGAGGGCGGCGCCUCCAAUACGGGUGUACCUCAGUCUCCUGCAGAACCUGAUAAAGAAGAGCGCAAGAAGGGCGGAUCUCUCUUUUCGAAGAAAUUUCGAAUGGACUUCCCCAAGAAGUUGACUCGCAAUUCUACUGAUACAAAGCCUCAGAUUCUUGAAGAGAAGGCCGAAGAGUCGGAGAUAUCCUCUGUCAAGGAGGAGAAGGUGUAUGAGCCCAAUCUCUGCGGAGUGGUUGAUCGGAUCCGUCAUGAUUAUGAGGAGCACCUGUCUACAAAUUCGAACCUCGAUUUAGAGACCGCUAUUACGCCCAGUCUCGAGAAUGAAACACCUCGGUUGGAUAUUCCUCCUCGCGUGGCGGUCUUCAUUCAAGAGGAAACCGGCGAUACUGCAGUUGCUUCAGAUCUCUAUCGUGGCAGCGUGGACCGCAUCGGCGAGGAUCUCGAAAGACUCAAGAAAUCAAUCCCCCAUUGGCUUGGUGAACUUCUUCUCAAGAAUCAAAUUCCCUUCAAGGAACAAGUCAAGAUUGCAUUCGUGUUGAAACCAUUUGACGAUUCCGUCCCACCAGUCGUCAAGCCAGAGCCGCCUGCCAUGAAUGGCGCACCACCCCCAAGCAACUUAAAUCCCAACGCCAACGGCUCCCGAUUAAAUGCGAACCGCAUGCUCCGCACCAAGAAGGUUCUCGCUUACGUUGCUGAACGCAUCGAUCCUGCCAAUCCGGAUGACCCCGAGGAGUCCCUCAUGCCACCGGAGGAGUAUCUCGAGCUUUACUGCCAAAAGACGCUCUGUCCCCCAAACAUGACCCUAGCGACAAUCCGCACAUGCCUAUGGCGCACCUCAGGAGACAUGAUCCUUUACUACAAAGCAAACGGCAAGAAAAAGAUCCACCCACCCCGCUCUCUAUUAGGUCUGGACGACAACCCAACACCAGUAGCCGAGCUCAACGGCACAAACGGCGACCACGCACCCCCGGGCAGCAUCCACUCAGUGACGAACUCGGGCUCCAUCGCCGGCUCCGUUGCGACCUAG